Messenger RNA from Argiope bruennichi, 2766 nucleotides. RefSeq lists its product as uncharacterized. Bases 873 to 2759 code for a protein of 628 amino acids. Gene Ontology annotation, biological process: nucleoside metabolic process. NCBI's taxonomy places the organism in Eukaryota, Metazoa, Arthropoda, Arachnida, Araneae, Araneidae. The record is from RefSeq and is a predicted model, not a curated record. The transcript is spliced from 11 exons. Gene Ontology annotation, molecular function: catalytic activity.
AACACUAAUAAAUCAGUUGUUUUAUUAAAAUGAAAGAACAAACUGAAGAAAGAAAUUUUUACAAAUUCUUCAAAAUUUUGGAUGACAUUUUUGUAAUUUUAAGGAAGGUUUCUUAAUUAUUUUAACUAAUUGUUUAAAUUUCUGAAACUCUGAUGACGAUUUAUGGGAGGCUGAAUGUCAAGAUGCUGUAUUUCAUUUAAUUUAUAGGUUUUGAAAAAUUACUUGCUAGAGAUUAGCGUCUUACACAUUUGCUUCUUAUUCCUUGAUGCUUAAGAUUUAUGGGCAGCAUAGCUUGAAGGAAUUCUUUUUCAUUAUCUUAUUGCAAUUACAUCUAAUUUUUCCAUUGAAGAAAAGAAGAAGGGGGAAAAAAAAUGGAGAAUGUGAGAGCUGAAAUUAAAAAACAACAACAACGAAACUACAACAAAAAAAUAAUAAGGAUCAUUCUAAUAUAUGCUUAUCCAUAUCGAUUCAAUAUUACAUUCCAUUUAUAGGGCUCUCUUUUUAUUUCAUUUUUCUGCGAUAGACUUCAAGUGCCACUCUAUCCAAUUAUAUUAUUGGUGAAUAUUGUCAUAUAAAGUGGAAAUUUCUGAUUAAUUUGCCAACUGGAAAUAAAUAGUAGUUGAUUCAGAAUGUUAGAUUCUUCUUCAACAUAGAAAAUCAUCUCGUGUGUGUACAUACAGAUAGUCUGUUCUAAUCGUGAUUCAGUGACUAACAUUCUAGAUGUUCAGAGAUAAGCACCUACUUUCAGGUGGAAAAAUGCUUUAAAUGUCAUAAGGAAUCAUAUGUAUUGAGUCAAUAAAUGUACCGCUAAAAAAUUAUGAAAUCUAAAUUUUUAUACCUAUAUUUAAAUAAAAUAUUUUAAUGUUAAAAAGAUGUUCCAUUCUUUUACGACCAAACUGACCAAAGAAUAUUUUCAAAGACCGACUUUCAGCAUUUCACGUUGGCCAGCUGACCUAGAAAAAUCAGAACAAAUUGUAAUGACUCCUACCAAGCGGAGUCAAAAUCAUACCACAGUUAUGAUGGAGAGAUUAAAAGUAUCGGAACUGGACCAGAAUAAUGUUAUUCAUAGUGGGGGAGGGGAUCAUAAAGGCAUUGUUAUAUUUAAAGAGCCAAGGGCAGGUAAAAGUACUACUAAACCUCCAGAAUUGGUUUUGGGAUUUAAAGUAAUGUUGAGAAGUUCCUCUAGUAACAGACAUGAACAGGAAAAUUGGCAGUUAAAAUUUUGGUUUAAAAAUGUUCAAGAUCAGGAAAAAAUUGAGAAUGCAGAAUCUUUUUUAACAGAACUUAUUUCUUGUGGAGAUCGCCCAAGAGAUUCUGUUGCAUUUAUAAAGAAAAUUCUGAAACUUAUGCAAUUAAAUUAUCCUGUAAUACAAAAAGUUGAAGUCGAAAUGAAGAAACAGGAAGAAAUCAAGAUUACACCACCCUCUCCAGCAACAUCUGUUGAAGCAAAAAUCACUAGUUCUAAACUAACAGCUGAUCAAGAAAAAGUAUUAGACAUCAUUGAAGCUGUGUAUCCUAAUUCUAUGUCAGUUGCAAAUAUUGCAAAAUCUUCCAAUGUAACUGAAGAAGCAACUCAAGAGCAUCUCAUGGCAUUACAAUCAAGAGGACUAGUUAAAUGUUUGAGUAAUGGAAAUUAUAUGAGAACCACAAAGAAUGAUACUGAAAAUAAUUAUCCUGCACUGCUGAGAAAUAUUCGAGAACAGUUGAGAGAUAUAUCUCAGUAUGCAAAUGAAGAUGUGAAAAUGGUAAAGCAAAUGCCCAUGGUUGCUCAAUCCAAACAACCUGUAAUUGCCAUUAUUACAGCUCAGUAUUCUGAAAAAUUAGCUGUGGAUGCAAUGAUUGACAAUAAAGAAACCUUUGUGAAAUUUAAAACUGAAGGAGAAUCAAAUGUAUAUACCUUGGGUAAUAUAGGUCCUCACAGAGUUGUUUCAACAAAACUUCCUGCUACAGGUAUGGCCAGAGGUGCCAUGAUUGCUGCUGGAAGUACAACAACACGUCUUCUAGGAUCUUUUCCAAGAGUGGAUUAUGUUUUUCUUGUUGGAGUUGGUGGGGGUGUUCCUCAUUGCUAUGAUUACACCAAGCAUGUCAGGCUAGGUGAUGUUGUCAUUUCUACUCCACCAGAUAAUCAACAUUCAUAUGUAUAUCUGUACUGUGAGGCUCUCAAGAAUGCUUUUGAUUCUGAAGAAAAUGAUUUCUUAUCCCCAGAACAUAUUUCCAUCAAGACAUGGUGCCCCACUAGUUUGAAAUUGCAAAACAUUGCUUGCAAUUUGUGGCGUAAAGGAAUACUAGACAUGAGUGAUAGACCCUGGGAAAACUUUAUUGAGGAAGGUCUUCGACAAUUGAAUGAUAAGGAAGCCGCUUUUUGUCGUCCUCCACCUGAUACAGAUAAAAUUUACUGUAUGUCAGUGGAAGGUGGUGAUUUAGUAGAUGUUGGUCAUCCUCAGCCGAUGGAGGGUGCAUUUGAUCCCCGUAAACCUGGAAUGCCUGUUCUUCACUUUGGAGCUGUUGGAUCUGGCAAGAUUCUUAUGCAAGAUGAUACAAAACGACUGGCUUUUGCCGAUCAUCAUGGCAUCAUGUCAUUUGACACAGGUUUUGGAUCUGUUGUAGAAUCCAUAUUUGGUAACCGGAAGGAUGAUUAUGUGUUCAUUCGAGGAAUUUCAGAUUAUAAAGAUGGAACAAAAAAGAAAGAUUGGCAACCAUAUGCUGCCUUAGCAGCAGCUAGUGUUAUGAAAUCCAUUAUUUGCAAUUUAGAUGUGUGAUCUUUUA